UGGGGCGCAGCACCUGCCUCCUGUGAGCUUGAACUCUCCUAAUGCCUCUAAGGUAGGGAGAGCAGUACUCUUCAUUCUACAGACCAGGAAGCUGAGGCACAGAGAUGUUGAGUGACUUGCCCAAGGCCACACAGCUGGCAGGGGCGUGCAUUAUUAAAGCCUGCACACAUUUUACUCCAGUGAUGGAAAGAGUGUGAAAAGAGAGUGCCCGAGUUCAAACACAUGCACAGAGUGGGUUGGUCUUUUGGCAGCUAAUGAGGGGGUGGAGGGGAGUGCCCCAACUUCUCCUCUGCUCUUCCUGUUGUGUCAGCCCCAGCCCAUGCGCUGGGAAGUGCCAGCCGCUCAGAAGAGUCAGCAGAGAGCCGCUGGCUCAGGUCAUGCUGACAUCACUGGGGACAGUCUACCUGCUACCUGAGUCCUUGCUCUGUGCCACGUGCUUCACACAUAGUCACUCCUCAAGGCCUCCCCAAACCGGUGAGGUGCCUGGGGCCUAGAUGGAGAACGCUUCUCUCCGCUACCAAUAUGGGGACUACAGCGAGAUUCCGGAUCUGCCCGUGGACUGUGCUGAUGGCACCUGCGUCUCCGUCGACCCCCUCCGCACGGCCCCGCUCCUGCUGUAUGCUGCCAUCUUUCUGGUGGGGGUGCCAGGCAAUGUCACGGUGGCCUGGGUGACGAGGAAAGAGGCCCGCCAGCGGGUGGGUGCCGUUUGGUUCCUCCACCUGGCCGUGGCGGACCUGCUGUGCUGUUUGUCUCUCCCCGUUCUGGCAGUGCCCAUCGCCCACGGGGGCCACUGGCCCUAUGGGGCCGUGGGCUGUCGGGCGCUGCCCUCUGUCAUCCUGCUGUCCAUGUACGCCAGCGUCCUCCUUUUGGCCGCCCUCAGCGCUGACCUCUGCCUGCUGGCCCUCAGGCCCGCCCAGUGGCCUGCAGCUGGGCGUGCAUGCCGGGUGCAGGGGGCCUGUGGGGCAGCCUGGACACUGGCCCUGCUGCUCACUGUGCCCUCGGCCGUCUACCGCCGGCUGCACCAGGAGCAUUUCCCACAACGGCUGGAGUGUGUGGUGGACUACGGUGGCUCGGCCAUAGCUGAAAACACAGUGUCUGCCACCCGGUUUAUUUUUGGCUUCCUAGGGCCGCUGGUGGUCGUGGCCAGCUGCUACAGUGCCCUCCUUUGCCGCGCGGCCCGAGGCCGCUGGCCACUGGGCACAGCCGUUGUGGUGGGGUUUUUUGUCUGCUGGGCCCCCUACCACACACUGGGGCUGGUACUUACCAUAGCCGCACCACACUCCAUGCUCUUGGCCAGGGCCCUGAAGGCUGAACCCCUGGUCGUGGGCCUUGCCCUUGCUCACAGCUGCCUCAAUCCCAUGCUCUUCCUGUAUUUUGGGAGGACUCGGCUCCGCCAGUCCCUGCCAGCUGCAUGUCGCUGGGCCCUGAAGGGGUCACAGAGCAAGGAUGAGAGUGUGGUCAGCAAGAAAUCCACCAGCCAUGACCUGGUCUCGGAGAUGGAGGUGUAAGCUAGAGGGAAACUGGUUUGUAUCUUCCUAUCCCAUUUCACAAACAUGGCUUCAGGCAUAGCUGGAUCCAGCCAUUCAGUGAUAUCAUCAUUUAUUCCUUUAUUCAUUCAACAAACAUUCAUUAUGCACCUGCUGUGGGCAAGUGCACUGGGGAUGUAGCAGUGGCCAAAAGAGACAUAAAUCCUUUCCCUGAGGCAGCUGAAAGUCUAAUGGAGGAAGACACAAUAAGCAAAGAAAUAAAGAAAUAUGAAAUAUGUUAAGUAGUGAUAAGUGCUAAGCAAUUUAAAGGGGACAAAGAGGGCUGAGUGGGGCAGAGAUAUAGGUCGGCCAGCAAGGUCCCUUUGGUAAGGUGAUAUAUGAGCAAAGACCUGAAGGAGGGGGGAGUCAUGCACACUUAAAUCUGGAAUAAAAGCAUUCCAGGCAGAGGCAACAUUCCAAGGUGGGUCAUGCCUGGUAUAUUCCAGGAACAGUAAGAGCCCAGUGUGGAUAGAGCAGAACAAGCAAGAGGGAGAGUGGUAGGAGAUGAAGCGAAAUGGGUCAUGGGUGGCCAACUUUGAAAGACUCCUAGGCCAUAGCAAGUGUUUGGAGAUCCCUGGGAUGGUUCUGAGCUACCGUUACCAGAUAAAAUAUAAUUCCCCAAUAAAAUCUGAGUUUAAGAUAAACAAGAAAAUUUUUUUAGCAUGAAUAUGUCCCAUGCAAUACUUGAGACAUACUUAUACUAAAAAAUAUUCGUUGUUUAUUUGAAAUUCACACAUUAUUGAGCAUUCUGUAAUUUUUUUUUUCUAAAUCAGGCAACCCUAUUCUGAGUAGAUAAGUGUUUUGAUUUGACUUAGAUUUUGCUAGGAACCCUCAAGUUGCUAGUGGAGACUAUGAGGGAUGGGAAGGGAAGUGAAGAGGCUACUGCAAUAGUCUAAGCAUGAAGUGAUGAUGACUUGGAUCAGGAGAACAGCAGCAGAGGUGGUGAGAGGGUGACAGAUUAUGGAUCUUUCUGGAAAGAAAGGCCAUGUCCAAGAUCCUUAGGUUGGUAUUUGAAGUUUCUCUUUACUACUGGACACACUUAUAUUCUAGCUGCUCAGAGCCUGUAACAGACCAAUAUAAUGGCCCCUAAUAGGGUCUGCAUCCUAAUCUCCCAAACCUGUGAAUAUGUGAACUUACAUGACAAAAGGGACUUUGCAGAUGUGAUUAAGUUAAGGAUCUUGAGGUGGGCAGAGUAUCCUAGAUUGUAAGGGUGGAUUCAGUGAAAUCAAAAAGGGUCCUUAUAAGAGGCCACUGGAGGUCAGAGUCAGUAGCAGAUGUGACAGUGGAAGCAAAUGCCAAGUGGCGUGAGGAAAGGGCCAUGAGUGAAGGGAUGCAGGCAGCCUCGAGAAGCUGAGAAAGGCCAGGAAAUGGACGCUCUCCAAAGCCCCAGAAGGGGGUUUGCUGACACCUUGAUUUUAGAUUUCUAACCUCCAAAUCUUUAGUAGAAUACAUUUGUACUGUUUCAAGUCUCUAAGUUUGUGGUAACUUGUUACAGCAACUGCAGGCAGCCCUUCUGGGCUGUAUUGUUAUCAUGCUUCUGGGCCUUUUCUCAACCUGGUACUACUGCCUGGAAGCCCUUCAGAUCUGUGCUACCCAAUCUGGUAAUCACCAGCUGUUUGUGGCUAUUUAACUUCAAAUGAACUCAAAUUGAAAAUUCAAUUCCUUAGUCAUACUAGCCUCAGGUCAAGGCUCAGUAGCCACAUGUGGCUGGUGGCUACCAUACUGAGCAGUGCAGAUAUAACACAUUUCUAUCAUUGCAGAAAGUUCUAUUUAGACAAGGCUGCUUGAGAUCCUCACCUGCUCGAAGCUCUUAAAUCUUACAGUAGUGGCACCAGCGUGUAGAGCUGUUACUCCACAACAGGACUUCAUAGUUUCUCCUUUAAGGUAAUUUUUCCAAAAAGCCAGAGAGGUAGGGGCAGAGGCUUCAUUUUAUAAGCUGAGGCCCAGAAAGGGGAGGUCAUUUGUCCAAGAUCACAUGGCAAGGAAAUUAUAGAGCUGAGGUUUGAUCCCACAUUUACUUGACUCCAGUGCUCAUGCUCUGAAUCACAGAAAUAUUCCUUCAACGUCUUGUUCAAAUGACACUUCCUCCACGAAGCCCUCUCUGAUUCAUUCUCCUCUCCAGGAGGAAACAGUGUCCUUCUCCUUCAAGCUUUUGGAAUGCAAGUUCCCAGCUAAACUGUACGUUCCCCAAGGGCAACAUACCGGACAUUUUCAUUUCUGUCUCUCCCCCACACACCUCAAGCCUUUGAAAGAACCAAAUUAUCUUUAUUUGUCUAUACCCUGUUUUCUUCCAACUAGUCUGUGAGCUCCCCAAUGGUAGGGAUCUCUUUUUUCUUUAUAUGAUACAGGGACACACAGUAGGUCCUCAACAAUAUAUAUUUUUUAUUCCUUAGUAUUUGAUUUAGAAUUUUCAUGCGUGAAUUAUUAAGACCAAGACUGCCUUGUAGAAUGAAUUAUGCCCUGGGACAAUUUAUACAGCUUCAUGAGAUAUUGGGGGGAAAUCCUGUUGUUAAUCCAUUGGGUCCAGGUGCCACUGAGAAGACUUCUUCUUUGAUACAUUUUAUAAAAAACUUCUGUGGUUUUUUUUGAAAUUUCUUUUCUUUUUUAAAAAUUUUAUUGCAUCAGCCUUACUUUUUGUUAAGAAGAGUCAAUUACUUGAAAGCUUUCAAAUGUAUUUUGUGCAAUUUUACAUAGAAGUCCCUUGGUCAUUAAAACUAAUCUUGCUUUU
Molecule: messenger RNA, 4254 nt
Organism: Manis pentadactyla (Chinese pangolin)
Lineage: Eukaryota; Metazoa; Chordata; Mammalia; Pholidota; Manidae
Gene: C5AR2
Product: complement C5a receptor 2
Exons: 2
Coding region: 495-1508 (337 amino acids)
Biological process (GO): complement receptor mediated signaling pathway; phospholipase C-activating G protein-coupled receptor signaling pathway; inflammatory response
Cellular component (GO): plasma membrane
Molecular function (GO): complement component C5a receptor activity; G protein-coupled receptor activity
Source: RefSeq, a predicted model, not a curated record